UACUAGCGCCGCCUCGGCUUUUAAGCGGAGUUGAUGCCUUUUUAUUACCCCGUUCAAGUCACUGCUUUUUUUUUUACCGAAGAACAGGAUAUAUAUUCGAAUGUUGUUGCAUCUUCUCUGAAGAAAAGUCUUGAGGAUUAUUUUACAAGUGAAUUGUUGCAUCACCAUGAAUGUUGUUAGUGUGACAGAUUGGACGUGCGAAUAUUUCUUGAAUAAUCGAGCAUCAUGCAAAAUCUUCCUGGAAAAUGUCGAGGAGGUGAGAGAAAUUCCCUCGAUCAAUUCAACUGCUCUUCACAAUCUGAGGGAUGGACAAUUGGUGAGAUUCCGAGGGAUGAUCCAGGAUAUGUACAAUCCUGAGUUUUAUUUUGAACGGUAUGAGGUUAUAGACAGAAAUGGAGGGAAGAUUAUACGCAGUGGAAUGUACAGAGAUACUGCACUCUGUCAGGAAAACGAGAGCAUUCUCCUGGAGUCUGAAAACAACAAGAACGCUGAAAGACAGACAUUCGUAGUUAUUUCAGUACCAGGCCUGAAUGACUGGGCUCGAGAGAAGUCGCCAGACUUGAAACUUACUCUGGAGAAAUCCCCACGUCUUUCUAUGAAACGGCCCCUCGAAGAAGAUGAGGAAGCAAUGGAUACCACCGAGCCUGCGAAGAAAAGGGAGAAGGAGGAAAUCAAUCUCAAUGGGAUGGAAAGAAGAGAUAAAUCAUUGCCAGAAAAUCUCUUGAAUUUUCCUAUUCCCAUAGAAGGAGGUAGAGCCUGCAUUGUGAAGGUUUACGAAGAAGAUGCUGCAUUCAAAUUAAAUCAAGUUGUUGACGUCAUUGGGUUCAUAUCACUGGAUCCAACAGUUCACACGGUCUGUGAUCCAGAAGAAUUGGAAUACGAUGCUGAAAUUCGUACCCACAAUCCUCCCACAUCGUUGAUUCCUCGGUUACAUGCCGUUGCAAUCACCCACUCAAUUGAAGAUCUGCCGAGGAGAUAUCCUCACAUUACUCCAAAUAUUGGCUCCACCAGGAGCAAUUUGCACAAGAUGUUCAGCCACGUUCUUUUCGGUGAUGAUUUAGCAGCAGAUUUCCUCAUUGCUCAUUUGUUAUCUACUGUGUACUUGAGGAGGAAUGAUUUAUGCUUGGGCAAUUAUCCUCUGAAUAUCACGAAUUUUCCAAUCGAAAAAUUUCCUGAUUUUCCAAGAAUUCUUUACGACGUGCUCAAAAAAAUAGUCCCGAAGAGUCACUAUUUUGAAUGCACGUUAGAUAGUUUGAACAAUGGCUGUUUUGUACCAAAAAAAGAUUACGAGAGCAAUCGAUUAACAAGUGGCGCUCUCCAACUGAGUAACAACACUCAUCUCGUAAUCGAUGAAACAAAACUCACAGCUGGCAAACUCUCUGUGGAGGGGAGGAAAAAUUACCAAGCGAUUGAUAAUUUAUUGACGCUCCAAAAAGUCACGUACGAUUUCAAAUUCUACACGAUGGAACACGAGGCAGACAUUCCCAUUCUUAUACUGUCAGAAACUAAGUCCUUCCUACCAUGCACCGUUCAAGUGCCCUUAAGUAUCGAUAAAGACGUUGAGAAUGGAUAUUCAAAAGUUGAUCAGAUCUUGACACUGCACUUGGGGGAUGAGAAUCGAGUAGAGGAUGUGAGGCAGUAUCUUAGAAAAUUGCAACGACUCGUUUUUCAAAUUGAUGAGGAAAUCACGAGUGCAAUUCAAGAGGACUUUGUGGAACUGCGAAAAUUAGAUGAUAAAAUAAACGGAGACAAUCUGCACUUGUUGAUUGUCCUCGCCAGGUUGAUGGCCAUCUCCCACGGGGAGACUUCCCUAACCCUUCCCCGGUGGAAAGACACCGUCAGGAAAGAAAUUCAACGUCUAGGGAGAGUACGCCAACGAACAAAAUAAAAAAAAAACCUCCUAAAAUAAA
Messenger RNA from Fopius arisanus, 1910 nucleotides. Its product is annotated as mini-chromosome maintenance complex-binding protein. The coding region runs from base 167 to 1888 and encodes 573 amino acids. The transcript is spliced from 8 exons. Gene Ontology annotation, molecular function: chromatin binding. NCBI's taxonomy places the organism in Eukaryota, Metazoa, Arthropoda, Insecta, Hymenoptera, Braconidae. The record is from RefSeq and is a predicted model, not a curated record. Gene Ontology annotation, biological process: DNA-templated DNA replication.